Molecule: messenger RNA, 1320 nt
Organism: Kazachstania africana CBS 2517
Lineage: Eukaryota; Fungi; Ascomycota; Saccharomycetes; Saccharomycetales; Saccharomycetaceae
Gene: SIM1
Product: putative glucosidase SIM1
Exons: 1
Coding region: 1-1320 (439 amino acids)
Biological process (GO): fungal-type cell wall organization
Cellular component (GO): fungal-type cell wall; cell surface
Source: RefSeq, a predicted model, not a curated record
AUGAAAUUCGCUACUGUUGCUUCUUUAAUCGGUUCUGCUGCAGUUGUUUCAGCUUUGCCGCACGCUAUCGUCAACUCCGACGACUGUACAACUACUAUCGAUGGCCAUCAACAUAAGAGAGCCGUCGCUGUUGAAUACGUCUACGAGACUGUUGUAGUGGACUCUAACGGUAACAGAGUUGCUGGUACCGGUGCUGCUUCCACUUCUACCACUGUCGCUGCCACUACUGCUACUACUAGCGCCUCCAUCGAUCUCGAAGAGGAUGAUACUACUCCAGUGGUUCACAAUCCUUCUGCGCAAACCACUUCGGUUCUAACUUCAUCCGUUAAGGAAGAUACCACUUCUUCCACCGAAUCAGCUGCUUAUACGACUACGGCAGCUGAAGUUGCCGCUACCUCUUCUGUGGAAACUGCCGCCGCCGCCGCCACUACCUCUUCUAUCGAAACGAGUGCUGCAGCUUCUACUUCCACCACCACUGCUUCCACUUCCACCCCUUCUGGUAGUAUCUACGGUGACUUACAAUCAUACGUAGACCCAACAGAAACGUUCACUGACGGUACUGUAGCAUGUAGUUCAUUCCCAUCCGGUCAAGGUGUCAUCGCCUUAGAUUGGUUAGGAUUCGGUGGUUGGUCUGGUAUUGAAAACUCAGAUGGUUCCACUGGUGGUACUUGCCAGGAAGGUUCUUACUGUUCCUAUGCUUGUCAACCAGGUAUGUCCAAGACUCAAUGGCCAGAAAGUCAACCAUCUAGCGGUGUCUCUAUCGGUGGUCUAUUAUGUAAAGACGGUUACUUGUACAAAUCUAGUACCUCCAGCGACUACUUAUGUGAAUGGGGUGUUGAUGCCGCUGUUGUCGUAUCUGAGUUAAGCGAUGAUGUUGCCAUCUGUAGAACUGAUUAUCCAGGUACUGAAAACAUGGUCAUUCCAACCUAUGUCGAAGGCGGUAGCAGUCUGCCAUUAACAGUUGUUGAUGAAGACACAUAUUACAUGUGGGAAGGUUCCAAGACCUCUGCUCAAUACUAUGUAAACAAUGCCGGUGUUACUUAUGAAGACGGUUGUAUCUGGGGUACAUCUGGGUCCGGUGUCGGUAACUGGGCCCCAAUGAACUUCGGUGCCGGCUACUCUGACGGCAUUAGCUACUUAGCUUUGAUUCCUAACCCAAAUAACGGUGAUGCUCUGAACUUCAACGUCAAGAUUGUCGCUUAUGAUGACGACUCUGUUGUUACCGGCGAUUGUUACUACGAAAACGGUACAUUUUCCAGCGAAGACGGUUGUACCGCUGCUGUUACCUCUGGUAAGGCCAAAUUCGUCUUAUACAACUGA